Anoplopoma fimbria (sablefish) is the source of this 2368-nucleotide messenger RNA. It is a transcript of the gene bpgm, whose product is annotated as 2,3-bisphosphoglycerate mutase. NCBI's taxonomy places the organism in Eukaryota, Metazoa, Chordata, Actinopteri, Perciformes, Anoplopomatidae. Gene Ontology annotation, biological process: glycolytic process. The transcript is spliced from 3 exons. The record is from RefSeq and is a predicted model, not a curated record. Gene Ontology annotation, molecular function: intramolecular phosphotransferase activity. Bases 104 to 880 code for a protein of 258 amino acids.
UUCAAGGAACAACUGCUGUACAUGGCCGAACAUUUACGACCGUUCCAGCUACUUUAAGGCACAAUUUCAAACCCACGCACGGUUCCUGCUGUUGGUGCUUCGGAUGUCCAAGUACAGACUCUUUCUGCUGAGGCAUGGGGAGGGGGCCUGGAACAAAGAGAACCGUUUCUGCAGCUGGGUCGACCAGAAGCUGAGCGAGGAUGGGGUGAAGGAGGCCCAGGACUGUGGGAGACUCCUGAAGGAGCAGGGCUACAAGUUCGACUUGGUAUUCACCUCCAUACUGAGCCGCUCCAUCCAGACAGCAUGGCUGGUGCUGGAGGCCAUGGGUCAGGAGUGGGUCCCCGUGGUCAAGGCCUGGAGACUGAACGAGCGCCACUAUGGUGCUCUGAUUGGCCUGAACCGGGCCGAGAUGGCUCUGAAGCAUGGAGAGGAAAAGGUGAAGCUGUGGAGAAGGAGCUACGAUAUCACACCACCUCUGAUUGAUGAAUCGCACCCUUACUUCCUGGAAAUCUACAAUGACCGCAGAUACACCACUUGUGACGUGCCAAAGGAGAACCUUCCCCGAGCGGAGAGCCUGAAGGAGGUGUUGGACAGGCUGCUGCCAUACUGGGACAGCACUGUGGUGCCAGAGAUAAAGAAAGGCAGGACUGUGCUCAUUUCUGCUCAUGGAAACAGCUGCAGAGCUCUGCUGAAACACCUGGAAGGUAUAUCGGACAAGGAUAUUGCCAGUGUGACUUUACCUACAGGGAUACCUGUGAUGCUUGAGCUGGAUGAAAACCUCAAGCCCGUGAAACCUCGAGAGCUCUUGGGAGACCAGGUGAAGAUUCAGGCGGCAAUUAAAAAGGUGGAGGACCAGGGAAAAGCCAAACCGUCAACUUGAACGCACUUAACCGGCUGUAAGACUUAACAUAGUCCUGUUCUGGUUGCCUGUGCGCACUUUUAUUAGGUACAGGUACUGAAAGUUCUUGAAAAGAGUCAAAUACUUAUAAUAAUAAUAAUAAUAUAUGACAUCUUAAAAUAACAACAGCACAUUGUUAAUAAGAUUUGAAGGAAAGGUGUGAAGUUGCUGUAUGUGUACUAGUGGCCUGACCUGGAAACAGAAAGUGUGUCAUAGGUCAGGAGGAAGCAGGUGGAACUACUGUACUGUAAAUGUUUCAACGCUGUGUUGAGUUGUAUUAUGUGUAAACACUGGUUUUUAAGCUAACCGUUCCCACUUAUGCCUGUAUGGUUACCCUAAAUUGGAUAUUUAUUUAUUUACCUAUUGAUUGAAAAAUCUUGAAAUAUAUCAUAUUGAGAAAGAAGAGGAGAAAAACACUCCUUUCUAAAAGAUAACUUUUCUGUUACAUUGAUGAGCUUAAGGAAUAUUCCCUUUCAUUUAAACAUGUGCCUUCAGCAUUAACGUAACGCUCAAAUUCAGCUACUUUUUAAAAAAAGGUUAUUUUAAGGAGCAUCAAACGGCUCUUGUGGUGAUUUUAUUUGAGAAUAAAAGACUCCAUUAACAAAUCUUACCUCUUAGAAAUUGAUUGCCUGGGUGUUCAUUCCAAGUACGGGGUAAGAGUGAGCCCCAAAAAAAGCUGUAAAUAAGCAAAACCAUUGUCGACCAAAUAACAAACCAAAUAACAAAUCAACAAUCAACAUAGAAAGUCACGCAAUGGAUUAUGAAAAUGAUCAGAAGCUCUGAAUCACAGGAAACAAAGAAAAACAUGAGAAGAAGAAAUAAAAGAUCAAAGACUGGAAGCUGCAUCAAGUCUCACUGAGGGGUCCUUUAACACGGACAUUGAGAUCCCCUGCUGUUACAGUUAUUCAUAAUAUUAAAUAGCCUACUCAGUAAGAGUAAGCAUUACUGCUGGAGUUGUUUUACCAUAAGGUUUAAACAGCACAUUAACUUGAAAACACUGUGACAAUUUGGUGAUAACUGGUUAAUGCUUUGCACUUUUAAGGACCUUUUUUUUUUUUUUUUUUUAAUGAAUCACCUCCCUAAUUUAAUGCACUGUGAACGGUAAAUACCAUUACUAAAUUCAUACAUGUGCAAUUUUUAUUUUGCUUUUGUAAUGUUAAUAACGUGGGGAAAUGUUACAAACCAUUUUCGUGGGUCUGCACAUUAUGGUCUUAUACCAGCACUAUCGUACUUGGAAUCUUUUGUUACUACUGUGUGGCAUCGGCUACUUAACUGUCUGCUGUAUUGUGUCUCUUGUUUGUUGAUGUACAGAAUGUUCAUUUGUGUCUAUUUUGUACACUGGUUUGUUAGGUCAACAGGGGAGAAGAGAUUAAGAUGAUGCAUUUAUAGCUACUAAAAAAGCACUGAUAUAUUUGUAAUCUCCUGGAUUAUUUAAUGUCUUCCCUGCUGUUCACACCUUCCCAUACGAGA